AAGCCUUAUAAUAGCCGGCGCGAGUGUUACGAGCUCGGGGACUCAUCAGUUUGUUUUGGACCUUUGUACGGUGACUAUGCCCACGUUGCUGGCUGCAUCGUAGCUCCUUACAUAACCUUAAAAAUUGUUUGAUAAUAGUGCACACACCCGAGCAACCGCUUUCGAAGUUCAUUUAAAACAUUUGAUUUUUUUAUUUAAAAAAAGUUAAAAGCCAUGGCUGAGUCAAUCAACAGUGAGAGUUUAGAAACAGUGAGUGCGAGUGGUGACGUUAGCGAUGAAGACAAAAAAAUUUUAAGUGAUUAUGUGAAAGAGGCAGAAGCUAGACUAGCCAACAAAGAAGAAAUGCGUGCAUCUAAUACUAAUUUUACGAGACCGCCGGACUCUUAUUUUAGUAAGCUUGACUCGAAUUUGAAAAAAAAUACCACUUUUGUUAAAAAGCUCAAGACUUUUGCAGCGAGUCAGUUAGAUAAUGUGAUGAAGGAUGUGACCACUUUGAACUUGACAAAAUACAUCAGUGAAGUUGCUUCAGCGUUGGUAGAGGCAAAACUGAAGAUGACAGAUAUACCAUCAGUUCUCAAAAUAUGCAGUUAUUUACAUCAGAAAUACGCAGAUUUUUCAAAUCAUUUUUUUGAAAAUUGGCAAAAGACCUUAAUUUUCAAAAAUGGAGAUAAAAUAGCUAAUCCCAGUAAACUCAGAGUGGAUUUGAGACUUUAUUCAGAGCUCGUAGCUUCAGGUAUAUUUACGCCAAAACAAGGACUCCCAUUACUGGGAUCUGUUCUUACUUUUUUAAUAAACAUGGACAAAGAGGAACACAAUAAUACUAAUAUUAUAUUAAGCUUUUGUAAACAUUGUGGGGAAGAUUAUGCUGGUUUAGUUUCAAAAAAAAUCAGAGAAUUAUCUGAAAAAAUGAAUGUGCCGUUGCCUACAAGCAAUUUUUUACCCACAGAAAAGAAGCAAAAUGUCAAAACUUUACUUCGUGAUUACUACAAUUCUUUGUGUAAACAUCUUUACAAGGAUCAUAAAGCACUACAAGCAUUUGAAAAGCAAAAUCGAAAAAUUUUACAAACCAGAGGUGAACUAAGUUCAGAAAGGAAAGAAAAACUUGAAGCUUUUCAAAUUUCCUAUGAUCGUCUUUUAAAUAAUGCUCAACUUUUCUCUGAAAUUCUUGAUGAACCAAUGCCAGAACUUCCAGUUGAAAUAGAAGCUAAAACUGAAUCAGAAAAUGGUGUGAAAAAACUCAGCGAAAGUUCAGAUAGUAGCAUCUUAGAAGAUUUGUGGGGAGAUGAAGAAACUUGUCGUUUUUAUGAGAGCCUUACAGAUCUUACAGUCUUUCUACCUGGCUCUUAUAAGAAAGUAUCUCCUAAAAAAGAAGUGCAAAGCACAGAACAAGAAAAACAGUCAUUAGAAAUAAAUGAUGAUCAAGAAGAAGAUUUGACUGUGUUAUCUCCAGAGGAAUUGGAUAAAUUAGAGGCAGAAGCAAUGGAGAGAGAAGUAGAAGUGGAAGACACAGAAGAAGCUCAAACUCAGAAUGUUAGUAACAAGAUUUUACUGGAUGCUUUUCUAAAUCACUUACCAAAUUGUGUCAACAGAGAAAUGAUUGACAAUGCCGCAGUUGACUUUGUAAUGACUCUCAAUACUAAAAAUAACAAGAAGAAACUUAUAAAAACCCUUUUUGGAGUUUCGCGAAUUCGACUUGAUCUUUUGCCAUUUUAUUCACGUCUAGCUGCAAUUUUGUAUCCAGUAAUGCCUGAAGUAGGAAAUGAUUUAUGCCAAAUGCUCAAGCAAGAUUUUAAAUAUCAUGUUCAUAAAAAAGAUCAGAUUAAUAUAGAAUCUAAAAUCAAAGUUGUCAGAUAUAUUGGUGAACUUGUUAAAUUUAAGCUUUAUUCUAAAGCAGAAGCUCUUUAUUGCUUAAAAGUUUUAUUAUAUGACUUUACACAUCAUCAUGUUGACAUGGCUUGCAAUCUUCUGGAGACUUGUGGCAAAUUUUUAUUUUGUUCACCAGAUUCUCAUCAUCGAACCAAAGUGUAUUUAGAGCAAAUGAUGAGAAAGAGACAAGUAACAUCUCUAGAUCCAAGAUAUGUUACCCUCAUUGAAAAUGCUUAUUACUCUAUCAAUCCACCUGAAUCUGUAACUAUAGUAAAAAAAGAACGUCCACCUUUACAUGAAUUCAUUCGUAAACUUUUAUAUCAAGAUUUGGGAAGAAAUACUAUAGAUAAAGUGUUACAGUUAAUGAUUAAACUUGAUUGGCAUAACAAAGAAGUAUCUGAUUAUGCUAUACGAUGUUUUAUUGCUGCUCACAAUGUGAAGUAUUUGAAUAUACGUCAAGUUGCAUAUGUCUUGCAAGGACUAGCUUCUAUCUGUGAUUGGAUAGCACCUCCUGUUAUUGAUGGAGUUCUAGAAGAUAUAAGAAUUAAUUUAGAAAUAAAUCAAAUAAAGUUCAAUCAACGACGUAUAGCUAUGAUAAAAUUUUUAGGUGAAUUGUUCAACUAUCGUUUAAUUGAUCACGAUGAUUUAUUUCAAGUAUUUUAUUUGCUAAUUACUUUUGCAAGUAGCACGGAUCUUUCUGUGAUAUGCCCUCUUGAUCCACCAGAUAACUUGUUUCGAAUAAGAUUAGUCUGUACAUUAAUGGAUACUUGUGCAUCAUAUAUUGAUAGUGGUUCAGGCAAAAAGAAAUUAGAUUAUUAUCUGGUUUUUUUUCAACAUUAUUAUUGGUCUAAAUUUGCAAGCUUUGUAUGGACAACGGAAAACCCGUUUCCUUGGAGCAUCACAUCCAUUUAUCAGGAUGCAAUAAGAAAAGUUAGACCAAAUCUGACGUUAUACCAAAGCUAUCAAGAAUCUCUUGAAGCUGUCAUUGAAGUUCAAAAAGCACUAUUUCCAAAUUUAGCCGAGAUGCAAGAAAAAAAAGAAAAUGUUAAUGAUUUGGAGGCUAUACCAGAAGAAGAUUUGGAUAUUUUACCUGAAAACGAAGAUGUAAAAUCUCAACCAUCAGAAGAAAAUUCUGAAGAAACAAAUGAAGUUACCGCAACUCAAAGUACUCGAGACAAUACUGAAAAUAAUACUCCGAAUAACACCCAAGGACAAAUUUCACCAGAUGAUUCUGAUCCUAGUGCUCCAAUUGAUAACUCUGAAAAUGAGGUAGCUUUACCAGUAGCACCUAAACUAGUAUCUUGCCAAGAAGACGAAGAUUUUCUCUCAGCUUUGGAUAAAAUGGUAUCUGAUAAUAUACAAGACAGAAUGCGCGAAACUUCCAAGCCUCAACAAGUUGACAUAUCAGUUCCUUUAAAUGUAAAAAACACCAAAAAAACUUAUGAACAAUUGCAAGACACUACUACUGCUGAUACUUCAACUGUUGACUUUGUAUUGAUGGUUCGUAAGGGUAAUAAACCACAAUAUAAAAAUGUUGCUGUACCAGUGAAUUCAGAAUUGGCUAAAAAUCUCAAAAAUAGAGAACAAGAACUUAAAGAAGAAAAAGAAAAAGUCAAAAGAUUAACUCUUAAUAUCACUGAAAGGCAAGAAGAAGAAGACUACCAAGAAGCAAUUAGUCAAGGAACUAGGCCAGUCACUGCAAAUUUAAACAGAGAAAGAAGGCCUAAAUAUAAUCACCCCAAAGGAGCACCAGAUGCAGAUUUAAUUUUUGGACCUAAAAAAAUUAGAUAGUUUUCAUACCUUUGUUGAACCAGAACAGAGUCAAAUCUUCAGUCAAAACUUUUGUUAACAAUAAUUUAGUACAAAAUUAUAAUUAUUUUAUAAGCGAUCCUGUAUAAAAUGUAAUUAUUAGCUCAAAAUAGUUGAUAACAAACAGUAAGUAAUAAAGAAGUAGUAGGCAUGUAUAAAUUUAUAUGGUAACCGCAUUUUAAUAAAACAAUUUUAUUUGUGAUAAAUAUUUAUGUAAAACAUUUGUAAGAUACAGAUGAGUAUGACAUUACCUAUUAUGUUGAUGAUCUUUCAAAAUUAUUAAUCAAAUUCUGAAUCAAAUUCAUGUGAUUUUUUAACCUUUUGGUAAUAGUCACAAAUAG
Molecule: messenger RNA, 4016 nt
Organism: Trichogramma pretiosum
Lineage: Eukaryota; Metazoa; Arthropoda; Insecta; Hymenoptera; Trichogrammatidae
Gene: Upf2
Product: regulator of nonsense transcripts 2
Exons: 1
Coding region: 214-3657 (1147 amino acids)
Biological process (GO): nuclear-transcribed mRNA catabolic process, nonsense-mediated decay
Cellular component (GO): exon-exon junction complex; cytoplasm
Molecular function (GO): RNA binding; protein binding
Source: RefSeq, a predicted model, not a curated record